Messenger RNA from Aplysia californica (California sea hare), 1048 nucleotides. RefSeq lists its product as uncharacterized. NCBI's taxonomy places the organism in Eukaryota, Metazoa, Mollusca, Gastropoda, Aplysiida, Aplysiidae. Gene Ontology annotation, cellular component: membrane. The record is from RefSeq and is a predicted model, not a curated record.
CACCACGCUGCCUCAUAUAUAUAGAAGGGCAACAAUAAAUCCUGGAUUGUUGGUCCCUAUAUUACCAUGAUUAACUUGAAUUAUGUCCCUGUAAUUGUACUUUUAUUUUAUCUAGCCAACCCUCACACACAAAGAUUGUCUGAUCUUAGUGAUCUUUACUCACCCCUCCUUCCUGUUUGAACCACAUGUGCUCAUGCUCAUUAUGAUUCAGUCUUGUCAGUGAAGCCAGAGAGGACAGACCUCAUGUCAUUUUUUCUUAUAUUAUGUUAAAUAAAUCAACCUUCUUCAUCAAGAAACAGAGUUUUUCAUUUUGCCUUCUUAAUUACAACAAUGUUACAAACCCCAGUGCAACAGUCACUGGCUGUGUGUCCUUGUACAACACACUAUAGACUAUAGGUCUAAUCAGGGCGCUGCACAGAGGCGAACGGCAAUGGUGCUACUACUCUGUAGUCCUGGGCUGGUGUUUCUACUACCUCAUGUACUGUAUAGCGAACGAGCUACCGACUGAACCAGCCGACAGCAGGACCAUCUUCAAAGACUUUGCGGAGGACAGCCUGUGGCCAGUUCUGACGUCCGCCCUGGCUGUGACCCUGGCCGGCCUGUCUGUGGUGAAGGGGGUGAAGACGAUAGAGAAGGUGUCUCUGUUCCUGGUACCCGUCCUUCUGCUCAUCCUCCUCUUCACCUUCGUCUGGUCACUCACCCGGGACUACGCCGACAUGGGCAUCACUUACCUGUUCACCCCCAACUGGGAAUCGCUGGGCAACCCUCGCCUGUGGAUCGAUGCCCUCAGCCAAAACGCCUUCGAUACCGGCGCUGGCGCUGGCCUUAUGGUACCGUACUCGUCUUUUAUGACCAGGAACCACGGCAUCGUGCGAUACUCAGUAAUUAUACCAACCCUGAACAAUUUGGUCAGUCUGGUGUCAGGCAUCACUAUAUUCGCGGCUGUGUUCUCCACACUCGUCCCUCUCAAGCCCUACUAUACACAGAGUGACGUCAUCAACGUUCUGAAAGACAGCGGGCCUGGCAGUACUGGCCUUACGUUUAUCUG